Molecule: messenger RNA, 2113 nt
Organism: Trichomycterus rosablanca
Lineage: Eukaryota; Metazoa; Chordata; Actinopteri; Siluriformes; Trichomycteridae
Gene: sesn4
Product: sestrin 4
Exons: 9
Coding region: 148-1422 (424 amino acids)
Biological process (GO): negative regulation of TORC1 signaling; regulation of response to reactive oxygen species; positive regulation of macroautophagy
Cellular component (GO): nucleus
Molecular function (GO): oxidoreductase activity, acting on peroxide as acceptor; L-leucine binding
Source: RefSeq, a predicted model, not a curated record
CCUUUCCAACGGUUCCCUAUGAGAGUGUCGCCACUCUGUUCUCUCUACCGCUCUGGCUGAGAGCGGCUGGGCUUUUUGUUCAGUAGCGGGCUGAGCGCAGAAGAGCCGGAGGAGCUGCUUCCAAUUCAUGCACUUACAGUGAGGAAAAUGAUCAUCUGUGCCAAAACCAUGGAGUAUCGCUUAGGAAGUCAGUGCCAGCGGGUCCGCAAUCAGGUGAAGGUGAGCUCUGAAAAGGAUCGCUCCUCUCCAUUGUGCGUGAAGACUCUGGCCAGCAGAGGGCGGUUAGAUACAGUAUCACAGCAAAUGGCCUCCCACCCUCAGUAUUUAGAAAGCUUCCUGCGGACACAGCACUACAUCCUGAACAUGGACGGUCCACUGCCCCAUCCGUACCGCCACUACAUAGCCAUCAUGGCUGCAGCACGACAUCACUGCAGCUACCUGGUGUCUCUACACUCUGCUCAGUUCCUGCGGGUAGGAGGAGACCCGCUGUGGCUGCAGGGACUGGAAGCAGCGCCGCCUCGCCUCCAGCAGCUCGACCAGAUAAACAAAGUGCUUGCUCACCAGCCCUGGCUCACUUCACACUCCCACAUUCAGGCGUUGUUGAAGCCGGGUGAGCAGUGCUGGUCUCUGGCUGAGUUGGUACAGGCUGUGGUGUUGCUGGCACACUGCCAUGCUCUCUGCAGUUUUGUCUUUGGCUCAGAACAGGAUACAAAUCCCGGCCCCAGAGUGCCACACGGAACACCCCCUGGCUACUGUCUCUGCGAUGCCGCCAACGGAAAUGCCACCUUCCCACCCCGCAGGAGGUCUUUAGACUCAAGUUGUGACCUGGCCUGCCUCCGAGAAGGAAUCCAGAAAUCACAAGAGGAGAAAGGAAAGAAAGGAGACCCAGAUGCUGAGGAUGAGGAGGAAGAGGAGACGAUAUGCUCCACAGACCCCUCCCACUUUGUCAAAGACCCUGAUUUCGGCUAUCAAGAAUUUGCCCGACGUGAGGAAGAUCAUUUUCAAGUAUUACGGGUGCAGGACUACUCCUGGGAGGAUCAUGGCUUCUCCUUAGUGAAUCGGCUCUACUCGGACAUCGGGCACCUGCUGGACGAACGGUUCCGCAGUGUGGCGUCGCUCCCUUCCCCACGUGAUCCUGACCUUAAGAGAGCCAUCUGGAACUAUAUCCAUUGCAUAUAUGGCAUUAGGUAUGAUGAUUAUGAUUAUGGAGAGGUAAACCAGCUGCUGGAGCACGGACUAAAGCUUUAUAUUAAAGCGGUGGCCUGCUAUCCGGACUCUACCAAGAACCUUAUGUGCCCUCUGCCCUGGGUUCCUCUUAAAGUCUCAGAAAGGGUCCAUGUGAAUGUGCUGGUGAUGGAGGCUCGGCUGCAGGCUGAACUGCUCUACGCUCUCAGAGCUAUCACUCAGUACAUGAUCGUCUAGAACCAGCGCACGCACAUGGAGAGCGCAAACAGUUGCACAGUCACUCGUGGUACAAAAAAGACCUAAUCCAAGGCACUGGUGAGAGAACAUGGUUGAUGAGGGGAGCCAAAUGGACCGGUGAAGAGCAAUAGCUCUUCUCAUCCAUCUCUCUUUCCUUUUCCAGGGUUACUAAGUGUGACCUAAGGUACUGCUGUGAAAGGUCUUCAGGGUGAAACCUGAAGCUGGAAAACAAUCGUUCUUUUCCUUUUUUCACUUUGCAUGUUACUUAUCGUUACUUUUGACGAACCUAUUAACUUUUCUGUGUGUGUGUGUGUUUUUUUUUCUACUUUUUCUGUUCGAGUAGCCUCAUCCUAGAUGGUAAAUGUGCAAUUAUCAAUUAUAUUUUUUUUUAUUGUUGUUGUUUUGGCUGUUGCUUCUAAUUCAACUGAUGGUUGAGAAUGGAGUAGAGUAUCAGUUUCAUUUCUAGAGUGUUGACUCGUUACACUUGGACAAAAUGAAUGACUUGACUUGUCUUAAAGUCAGAGCUGAUGUUUACUAAAGCUGAGUGAACAGCCAAGUGUUGAGACUUGCUCAACAUGGUUUCCUUAUGAUUCAUUUGGAUGUAUGCACAGAACAAAACACAGCAAACCGGAUAGAAAAAUGUUUUGUGGCUAUAAUAUUUUAAUAGCAUUUUUAAUAAAAAAAACGUCUA